AUGAUGGCGCCUCCACCUCCUGCGGCGAGCGGGGGUCCGGGUGGUUCGUUGCCACCCGGUGCGGUCGGUACUACGACUAACAACUCUGCAGGUGGUGCGAGCUCUUCCAGCACCGGACCUCUCCCAUCUUCGAUGACUAACAUACAGCUCCACCAGCACCAACCGAACCCCGCGACGUCCAAACUCCCGUUUGACCCUACUGUUCUGCUCGACACCACCACACCCUGGGGGGACGACCGAGUGCAGCUUUUGGACGUUAUGGUGGAGAUCAUGUACAGCCAGAGCGUCGAAAUCAUCGUGAAGGCGAUGGAGAGCGGGAAUUUGCAGAUAGGCGGCGCAAGCUCCUCCUCUGCUUCAUCUGGUCAGGGUGGCGGUGCUGCUCUAGGUUUACCAGCGCAUCAAAUAAACCCUGGUGGUGCUUCCUCGUUCAACCCACACACUUUGACGAAGCAGGACCAGAAGCAGAUCGUGAAAUUCGCGCACGAAAUCCUUCACCAGUUGAAGGACAGACCGGACGCGUGGCGCCUGGUGGACACGAUUCUGGCGAAGUCGCAGAACCCCGCGAGCAAAUUUUUCGCCCUGAAUCUGCUGGAGGAGUGCAUCAAGUCGAAGUGGCGGCUGCCGGACCUGCCGCGGGAGCAGAUCAAGGCCUUCGUCACGGAUCUGCUGAUCAAAGUUUCCCGAAACGCAGAGGUGGUCCAGAGGGAAAAGCAGUUUGUCACGAAACUGAGCGAGGUUUUGGUUUGCAUCGUGCGGCAGGACUGGCCCCACAACUGGCCGGAAUUCAUUCCGGAAAUCGUCGGCGCCUCGAAGGUGGACCCAACGCUCUGUGAAAACAACUUGAAGAUCCUAGCGAUGCUCUCCGAGGACGUGUUUGAUUUCGGGGAGAAAACGAUGGUGAGUAAGCGGGUUUUGACCUUGAAAACAAGCCUUUCGCAGCAGUUCACGCAGGUGUUCGAACUCUGUAUGUUUGUCUUCGAAGUCUUCGUGCAGCAGGCGCCCGGGACGAUCAAACCGUCGCUGGUAAAGACGACGCUGCAGACGCUGAGCAAAUUUCUGUCCUGGAUUCCGCUCGGGUACGUGUUUGAGACGGAUUUGAUUCCGAUCUUGUUCAACCAUUUUUGGGACCCGAUAGAGUUUCGGAUGGAGUGCAUCUUGUGCCUGAACGAAAUCGCGAUUCUCACGCCGGAAUCCACGCCAGGGCUUUCUUCUAGUAGCACUACGGCCAUUAUGUCCGCCUCUGCGGGUGUUGCGAGUGCGACAACGGCGUCCGCGCAAUACCGGGAUAAGCUGCUGGAGUGCUUUGUGGCCACCAUUCGAAAGAUCGCAACCACACUGCCGAACGGUAUUCUCGACCAGGUGCGAGCGGGGGACGGAUUCAGCACACACAUGAUCCAGCAGUGCGCACUGCUGGUCACGUCGUUUCUGAAGCACCACUUUGAGGCGGUGGACGAAAGGUGGGAUUCGCUGUCAACGGCCUUGAACUUUUUGGUCGAGGUCACCGCGGUGCCGGAUGAAGAGAUUUUCAAACUUUGCGUCGAAUCUUGGGACUUGAUCGCGGGGAGGCUAUAUUUACACGGGGAACAGAGUACUUGAUGCUUUUUAUGUGCAUUGCUUUGCAAUCUUGCGAUGGUUGGUUCUUGUAUGCAUGUCAACCUCUUGAUAGAUUCAUUUGGAUGUAUCUUGCUCAUCUAUAUCCCCAGGUCGCAACGCGUGGCUCCGCGAGCAGAACGGGAACAACAUCAUCCCGGAGCUGCAAAACGACGAAAUGUCGAUGAUCAACGGCAUGCUAGUGCGGACGCAGCAUCGCGACAGCGCACAGGACGUGAUCCGCACAGAGCUGAACGACAACAAACUCAAGCGGUUCUCCCCGGUCUUAUCUCGGGUGCGGGAACUCCUCGUGCUGCGCAUGGUAAAGCCGCCGGAGGUCACCAUCCGGGAGAACGAGGAGGGGCACAUCGUCCGGCAGGCGGAGGACGACACCGACGAACUCGCGCUGUACAAGAUGAUGCGGGGGAUCUUGGUGUACCUCUGCCACCUGAAUCCCGAGCACAUGGACAAGCUGAUGCUGGAAAAACUCUCCCAAGAGGCGCAGUUGGCGCACAGCAUGAACAGCGAGCCCUCGCCCGGACCCGGCGGCGGCGGCGGCCAAAAUCCGUUGCGGAACCGGUGGUCGCCCGGCAACCUGAACCGCUUGUGCUACGCGAUCGGGUCCGUCUCGGGGGCUCUCUCUGAGAACCACGAAAAACGGUUUCUCGUGUCCGUGAUCAAGGACUUGCUGGCCUUGUGCGAUCUGAAGCGGGGGAAGGAAAACAAAGCGAUUGUGGCCAGCAACAUCAUGUACGUGGUGGGGCAGUAUCCGUCCUUCUUGCGGGCGCACUGGAGAUUUCUGAAAACCGUGAUCUUGAAGCUGAUCGAGUUCAUGCACGAGUCCUUUCCGGGCGUGCAGGAAAUGGCCGUGGACACACUGUUGCGGAUCACGCAAAAGUACAUAACUGAUUCAGCUACUAAAGCACUGCGCAACUUGUUGUUCAAUCGUGCUAUCACUUCCACUGCGACAAUGUCUUUCGAUUCUGCUGCCUUAUUCAGGAUCACGACGUUACUGAUAAACUAAUAGCACUUUUAGUUAUCAGUGCUGUCAUGAAUAAUUUUUUUCUGUGUAAAUAGAUCAUAUUACCUUUACUGUUUUCCUGAACUUUUACGUUAUCAGGUGCAAGAAAAAGUUUGUGACGACCCAGCCGGACGCGGCGGAACCGUUUCUGGUGGAACUUCUGGAGAUGACAAAAUCCAACAUCAACGACCUAGACCACCUGCUGAUCACCACCUACUACGAGUCCAUUGGCAUGAUGAUCGGCGCCGCGCGGCCUGUGGACCGGGAGCAGUAUGUGGAAAAGCUGCUCUCUAUCUUCAACGACAUCUUCGUCAAUACCAUCCGGCACAUCCAGAUUGACCAAGGGAAAAGCCUCUGCGAAAACAUUGACGAACUCAAGCGAACGGCGUUGGUAUAGAUACAACUGGUGCGUCGGAUUAACUUAAACGUAGAAUUUCUUGGUUAGUGACAGUAAAUAGUUCAGCUUCUUGGCUGCAAGUUGACAACUUCGACUUUGGGUCCUUCUCCUUCACGACGCAUGCUAGAUAUAAAAGAAUGCAGAAAGAACUCCGGGUCCGGAAAUAUCAAAAACCACAAAUAAAUUUCAGUACCUCCGUUUGAAUGAGCGCGUUGCCGGGACCGUCGGCCUAGCUUUCACCAAGCAAUUUCGCGCGGUUUACAGCUCUUCACUGCAGCUCUACAAGCUAUUCUCGCAGUACAUUGGGCAGAAGACCGCGGAAAUGAUACAAAUGCACCCGAAUAUGAGCAACUCCGGCGCGAAUGCCUUGAAGCUCGCCAACGUCCGGCAGAUGCGAACCGCGAAGCGCGCAACCCUAAGGCUGGUGACCACGUACCUGAAGAAGUGCUCCGCAACCGCGCUAGCCGCAGAGCAGCAAGCCGACCUGAACACCUUCGGCCCGAACGACACCACGCAGCAGUCCCAGCAGCUGUUCCUGCAAUUACAGCAAGAUCCCGCUGCCUUGGAGCAGGAGGUCGCGACCUUCGUCGUCCCCCCUUUGCUCGAGCCGGUGCUGCAGGACUACCAAAAUGGUGUGCCGGAAGCGCGGGACGCGGAAGUGCUGGAUUUGCUGACAACGUUAGUGACGCAGUUGGGAAAGCCGAUAUCAACGGAGAUGCCGCGCAUCUUCGACAUGAUUGUCGCGCCGACGCUGCGGAUGCUGGAGAGCGACAUGCAGAGCUUCCCAGACCAUCGGAUCAAAUUGUACUACCUUCGUCCUUCAUUUGUUAGAUGGAAUGAUAGUCAGAUGGAAUCAUGAUAGAUAGUGAUAGACAUAGAUCUAGAUUUUCAUUUUGCCAAUUUCUGUUCUUUCGAAUUUUUCAGCAGCUUUGCUUCGUUGUCUUUUCGAGUUUUCGACGCGUCCACCUGCGAAACAAAUUAUAUCACUGAUCUAUCACGACAGGUUCGACCUCCUUUCCGCCGUGAACCGUGACUGCUUCAGCUCUCUGUUCAGCUUGCGCGAUGACAUGAUGCGGUUGUACCUGAAUUCCCUCCUCUGGGGUAUGAAGCACGAACAUCCCGUCGUGUCGCAAACCGCACUGCAGAUUCUCUCGCAGUUUCUGCAGCAGGUGCUAAAAUCCCUACCGCCGGAAGCGUCGAAGCCCUUCUUUCGCGAGUUUUAUGCCUUGAUUUUGAAUGCGGUUCUGGGGAUUCUGACCGACACCAUGCACACCAGCGGGCUGAAACACCAGGUGGAGAUUUUUUUGGAAUUGGUUCGCGGCUGCCACGACGCUUCGCACGACAGCACAGGUGCAGGACCACUUGGCUUAGGUCCAGGAGGCUUCGCGUCCACGCAGCAGCCCGGUUCUGGCGGCUUAGCGGCUCUCUCGCUGACCAACGACCCAGCUGCAUCCUCUUCCAACCUAGUACCUUCUGACGGUGCGAGGACAAAAAACCCGCUCGCGUUCUCGCAGAAGGAUAUCCAGGAAAAAACAUCCAUCCCCAUCCAAUUUGUGAUGCAAAACAUGCAUAAAGUCCACUAUUUGUCAUGCAAAACAUGGAUGGGGAUGGGUGUUUUUUCCUGGAUAAAGGAGUGCAUGCAGCUGUUAGUCGAUUUCUUCCAGAAUACGUUUCCGAAUACGUUGAACCAGACGCAAAUUGAAACCUUUGUCUAUCCCACGAAAAAACUGCUUCACUGUGAUGAUUUUGUACGAAUCGCAUCACAAGUUUGCUACACAUGACACAGAAAAUUUGCCAUGCGCGUUUCCCAAGGGAAAACACGCUUGAAAAUCCAGUGUCUUGUAGGUGUAGCAAGACAAAUAGUUCUGUGCUCCAUUUUCUGCAUCACAAGUUCACAGUGAAGCAGUUUUUUCUUGCGAUAUGGUUCUCGGAUUGUUCAAUACGUGCCAGCAGGCAAACGAGUUCUCCGUCCACGUUUCGGAUUUCUUGAAGGAAGUAAAAGUCUUCGGCGGCGCCGAGGAGGAGUGGCGGGCGGCCCGGGACGAGGCCAUGCGACUGCAGAAGCAGCAGGAGGAGGCAAAACGGGCACGCGUGCCGGGGAUGCUUUUGCAGUACCAGGAAAUCAGAAGGCUGGAUGACGACGACGAUCUGUAGUAGGGCUAUGGACAUCAUUCAACAUGCGGCCGAUGUUCGGCUUUGGAUCUGAUUGAUUUCGAUUUCAUUCGAUAGAUAGCGACACGUGUCAACAUAGAGCAUACAACAAGAACCUACUUCAUCACUAGAAGUGACAAAAUACGAUAAAAAGUUGAAUUUGCGACAAGAGCAAUCACAAAAUGGAGAAUAAAGAAACGAACUGAAUCUCUGGCGGCCGGCGUGGCCUCUACUUUUUGCGCAUCUCCGUGGAGAAAAUAACAUAAAGUACAAUGAAUUACGACCACUCACGCGUCUCUUCAUCAUCAUAAAUUGAUGGCUUCUGAUGUGUCAUGACUUUCUGCACAUUCAGCGAACUCUUGUUUUAU
Messenger RNA from Amoebophrya sp. A120, 5527 nucleotides. NCBI's taxonomy places the organism in Eukaryota, Dinophyceae, Syndiniales, Amoebophryaceae. The record is from the annotation of a GenBank genome assembly.